Molecule: messenger RNA, 2850 nt
Organism: Vicia faba (fava bean)
Lineage: Eukaryota; Viridiplantae; Streptophyta; Magnoliopsida; Fabales; Fabaceae
Source: the annotation of a GenBank genome assembly
AUGGAAAUGGAAGAACAUCACUUCGUUGCACCGAAAAAAUCAAACCUUACACCGAAGGCUAUAAUACACCAAAAGUUUGGCAAAACGGCUUGCUACACGGUAGAGGCGGUGAAGGAGGUUUCUCAAACUGAAUGUCCAGGGUUAUGCAUUCCACAGACGGGACCAUGCCUUUACCGUUGCACGUUGCAGCUUCCAGAACUUACGGUUGUGUCGGCGACGUUUACGAAAAAGAAGGAUGCAGAACAAUCUGCAGCAGAGAUAGCUUUAGAGAAGCUUAGUAUCACUCCAGAGACCAUCGAUCUUACUCCUCAGGAAGCACAGGAAAGUUUAGUUGCUCGCAUCGCCUAUCUGUUUUCAGAAAAAUUUCUUACAUCUGAUCAUCCACUCGGUGGUCACAUUCGAGCUACUUUGAGAAGGAAAGGCAAUCAUUGUGGAUCGAUUCCUGUUUCUGUCAUUGCUGUCAGCGACGCAAAGAUUCUUAGUUUGUGUAAAUUUAUUAAUCCUGAGGUGGAGUCAAAUCCAUUUUUGGUCCUUCCAUACAUAGUAAAGGCUGCUAGAAAGUUGUAUGAGUUUCUUACUACCUCUGAGCAAAAUAUAUGGAUUAAAAAGCUUUGUCCAUAUCCACAAGAUAUUAUAGAAUCAUUAAUGCAAGAAGGUGGUUCACAAGAAUGCAUUCAGGUUAAGGCCAUAAGCAUUCCUAGUUCAAUGGAAAAAUGUAUUGAAGCUGUGACUCUCUGUAUGUCUUUAAGAGAGUACUACCUUGAUAUUAUUGCAAAUGAGCUUGGUUUAGAAGAUGGUGCCAUUGUUCUGAUUUCAAGGAAUAUAGGUAAAGCUUCUUCUGAGACAAGACUGUUCUUUGCUGCUCCACAAUCAUAUCUACUGGAUCAAUCUUUUAUAUCGGGAAAUGGAAAAGAAUCCAUUCGAUUUGAGGGAUCUCUAAAUGAAAGGGCAAGAUACUUGUCUGGGCAAGAUAUGGUUGGUGAUGCAAUAUUAGCAUGCAUCGGAUAUACGCGGAAAUCUAGAGAUCUUUUCUAUGAGGAUGUAACAGUUCAAUUGUAUCACAGGAUGCUUCUAGGGAAGACUCCAGGGGGCAUUUACAAAUUAUCCAGAGAGGCAAUACUCACAGCUGAGCUUCCUUCAAGAUUUACCACAAGAGUUAACUGGAGGGGUUCCCUUCCCAGGGAUAUACUUAGUAUGUUUUGCCGCCAGCAUCGUCUGUCCGAACCUGUCUUUUCCAUUAUAAGUCAUCCUUUCAAAAUGCCAACGGAAUCAUCAGAAUCAAGUUUUAAGGCUGCAAACUUGGGAACUGAUGUGAUUGAAUGUGCCAAUGGGGCCUCUGUAAAUGCAUGUCAAAAGAAAUCAAAUUCUGAGAUGUUUAAAUGUGAAAUAAAGUUGCUUUCUAGGUGUAAGGAUGUAAUACUUUUGUGUUCCCCUGAGGAUUGUUAUAAGAAGCAGAAUGAUGCUAUUCAGAAUGCCUCAUUGAAACUUCUGUCAUGGCUGAACAAGUAUUUUAAUAGUGUAACUGUUCCUUCUGACCAACUUUAUGAGAUUGCAGGCAACUUCAGCAUUCACAUGUUUUCCAAAAACCUUUUCGGAGAGAUUUUAACUGGUCAACCCAUUCGGUAUAGCCAGAUUUAUGCAAUGCAGUGCAAUAACAUACUUGAACCAAUGUGUACAACUUCAUCACAGGACAUGUCUAAGAAUGGGGUUUGCAACUUAAGGAUUGAAGGUCCAGACUCUGGUGUCUGUCCAUGCAAUGGAUCUUUACCUUGUAUUAGUUAUUCAGUAUAUUUGGUUGUGGAUGGUGAAAAUACCAAAGAAGUUAUUGAAGUUUGUAAUGAGUUUGAGUUUGAAAUGGGGGUUGGUGCUGUCAUUUCUUACAUCGAGGAGGUUGUGAUGCAGAUGUCUGUUGGUCAAUAUGCUUAUUUCAAAACGAACUUGCUCACUUCUGAUUUGAUUUUUGCUUCUGCUGGUGAUUCAGCCAAAAUGCUUUCCUUGUUAUCUUCUAAGGCCUGCUGUGUUGAGUAUGAAAUAAGUUUGAACAAAGUUGCAGAACCUCCAGAGGAAAGAAUGGAGCAGGCUUUUUUUAGCCCUCCACUUUCAAAGCAACGAGUGGAAUUUGCAGUGCAACACAUUUUGGAAUCCCAUGCUACUACUUUGGUUGAUUUUGGAUGCGGAUCUGGAAGCUUGUUGGAACCAUUGCUAAAUUACACAACUUCGUUGGAGAAAAUUGCUGGUGUUGAUAUUUCACCGAAGGGUCUUACACGUGCUGCAAAGGUGCUAAAUUCAAAAUUAGAUGCAAAUCUAGAUGCUGGUGUGACAAGUAUACCCAUAAAAUCAGUUAUUCUUUAUGAAGGUUCAAUUACAAAUUUUGAUUCCAGGUUGCAUGGGUUUGAUAUUGGUACUUGUUUAGAGGUGAUUGAGCAUAUGGAGGAAGAUCAAGCUUGUCUCUUUGGGGAUGUGGCAUUAAGUUGUUUUCGUCCAAGGAUUCUCAUUGUUUCUACACCAAAUUUUGAAUACAACGUAGUGCUACAGAAGUCGAAUCCUCCUACCCAAGAACAAGAAGAAUCAGACGGGCAAAACCUCUUACAGUCAUGCAAGUUUCGCAAUAAUGACCACAAAUUUGAGUGGACCAGAGAACAGUUUACACAGUGGGCAUCUGAAUUGGCUGCACGUCACAAUUACAAUGUGGAAUUCAGCGGGGUAGGUGGUUCUGCUGAUGCCGAACCAGGUUUUGCUUCACAGAUUGCCAUGUUUAAAAAGGAACGUCAUGAAGAUGAUGGCCAGAAGCAUACUGAUAUAGAGAACCAUUAUAAUGUAAUAUGGGAAUGGAAUAGCAAAAGCAAAUAA